AUGGGUAGGGGUCCGGCGGACGGGAUCUGGGGUUUCGACGGCGCUGUGCUGCUGGAUUGGGUGGGUUUCGUUUGCCAAGGUUUUGAUUCCCAGAUGGGGACCUCGUCAGGCGCGGACUUCCACCACCAGCAGCAGCAGCAGCAGCAGCAACCGACCCCACAGGGGUUGCCGCCGCCGCGCCCCAACGGCCGAGCGCCAACGCUGCAGACGUCUCUCUCCCUGGGUGGCGCUGCCUCGUCGGAGCAGGUCGGCUCACCUCCAGACACGCAGGAGCCGUUGUCCAACUCUGACGGUGGGCACGACUCCGCUACCGAGAGCGCCAGCUCGCGGGAGACGUGGCCCGGGGAGCCUGGCAAGAGUGGUGGUGGCAGUGGCGGCGGUCCUCCCAUGGCAGCAGCGCCGAUAACUGCGCUGAGGGUAGCUGAUAGUAAGGAGAAGGAGGUGGUUGGUAAUGGCGUCGCCGAGCUGCAGGCCAUCUGGAGUAGGAUCCCGAGUGCCGGUUGGAUGACGCUCAGGGAGGUCGCUCGGGAACGGGUGGACCUUGUUGCGGAGAAGAUGAAGGGUAUGAGUGACGAGCUGCUGGACGAGACCAAGACCGAGUUGCGGUCGAUUCUGGAAGGCAAUGGCGGCCCGCACCAGAUUCAGGAGUUCAUGUACCUGCAGAAGCUUGUUCAGGGCAGGGUGGAUCUGACCCUGCCCAUCCUUUUGAUGGCUCAUCACGUGCAGCUGGAGAUCCUGGUUGCCAUCAAGACUGGGAUACAGGCGUUCUUGCAUCCGAGCGUCGACAUACCCCAGAGCCGCCUUGCCGAGAUUUUCCUGUACAAGAGGUGCCGCAACAUCGCCUGCCAGAGUGCUGUACCCGCUGAGGAGUGCAAGUGUAACAUAUGCAGCAACAGGAAUGGGUUUUGUAAUCUCUGCAUGUGUGUGAUCUGCAAUAAGUUUGAUUUUGAGGUCAAUACGUGCCGCUGGGUUGGCUGUGAUAUCUGCUCACACUGGACUCACACGGACUGUGCAAUUCGUGAUGGACAGAUUGGGACUGGGCAGAUGAUUAAGAAUGGCAUUGGCCAUGCGGAGAUGCUUUUCCGGUGCCAGGCCUGCCAGAGGACAUCUGAACUGUUCGGAUGGGUUAGGGAUGUCUUUCAGCAAUGUGCGCCUGGUUGGGACAGGGAUGCCUUGCUGCGGGAGCUCGACUAUGUUUGCAAGAUAUUCCGUCUAAGUGAGGACUCAAAAGGGAGGAAAUUGUUUAGAAAAUGUGCUGAGCUAGUUGAAAGAUUGAGGAGCAGUUCUGCCGAAUCAAUGAGUCCUAGAAUUCUGCUACAAGCACUGCAAGGUAUAAAUAGAAUGAUGCAGACUUGUUACUUGUCAAAUACACAGUAUGCUGUCUGGACUUCUUGUUAUUUGCUACAUGUUAGUUUGCAUGAUAAAUUUCAGUUAGUAGUUCAUUUCUUCAGUUUGGAUUUAAUUUCAGAUACGUUUAACACUCUCUUGUAUUUCCCAGAGCUGGAUAUUGAUUCCUCCAAGAGCUUUGAGAACGAAGAGCCAGGGCGCCUGAUCACUCCCCAGGAAGCCUGCAACCGGAUCGCCGAGGUCGUCCAAGAAGCCGUCAGAAAGAUGGAGAUCGUGGCAGAAGAGAAACUGCGAAUGUACAAACGUGCCCGGCUCGCCGUGGAGGCGUGCGACCGGGAGCUGGAGGAGAAGGCGCGGGAGGCCCAGGAGCUGAAGGUGGAGCGGCUGCGGAAGCUGCAGCAGGCGGAGGAGCUGGAGAGCAUCAUCCGGCUGAAGCAGGCGGAGUCGGAGAUGUUCCAGCUGAAGGCGACCGAGGCCCAGGAGGAGGCGGAGCGGCUGCGGAGCGUCGCGCUGGCGAAGAAGAAGUCGGAGGAGGCAGGCCAGGACCUCGCGAGCAUGUACCUGAAACGCCGCCUCGAGGAGGCCGAGGCUGAGAAGCAGUUCAUCUUCGAGAAGAUCAAGCUGCAGGAGAACAACCAGCGCGCGGCGCCGCAUCCGCACGCCGCGAGCAGCAGGGGCGGCGUCGGCGUUGGGAUGGGGGGCGGGAGCUCUGGCGGCGACCCCUCGCAGGUCAUGAUGCUGUCCAAGAUCCAGGACCUGCUGAAGAACGUCCGCAGCAUGCCGUCGGCCAAACCAGACGGGCCGCGGUCCAUGUAG
Molecule: messenger RNA, 2163 nt
Organism: Miscanthus lutarioriparius
Lineage: Eukaryota; Viridiplantae; Streptophyta; Magnoliopsida; Poales; Poaceae
Source: the annotation of a GenBank genome assembly